UGCUAUACUUCCAAGGUAAAGAGCAGCAUCCAAUAGAUGUGACUCUUUUCACGCAAGGGAGGUGUCGGUUAAAUGCAUAAAUAGGUCGGCAAGACAUGUGUAAAAGUUAUGAUUCCAUAGUAAACAGGAACAAUCAUCGAACACCACCAUGGUUCAGUGGACAGACAAGGAGCGCGCGAUCAUCACCGAUAUUUUCGGCAACAUGAACUAUGAGGAAAUCGGGCCCAAAGCCCUGCAGAGGUGCCUGGUCGUGUACCCUUGGACCCAGCGUUAUUUUGGCGGCUUUGGUAACUUGUAUAACGCCGAUGCCAUCGCGGCCAACCCAAUGGUGGCCCAGCACGGCAUCACCGUGCUCCACGGCCUGGACCGGGCCGUGAAGAACAUGGAUGACAUCAAGAACACCUACAGCGAGCUCAGCGUCCUGCAUUCCGAGAAGCUGCACGUGGACCCAGACAACUUCAAACUGCUGGGAGACUGCCUGAGCGUGGUGGUUGCUGGAAAGAUGGGCCUUGCCUUCACACCAGAGGUCCAGGCUACCUGGCAGAAGUUCUUGGCUUGUGUGAUCUCAGCCCUAUGCCGCCAGUACCACUAAAUGGACGAUUGGCUCCUUGGGCACAUACAAGCGACAACGCACACUGCCAUUGCUGUGCAAGAUCAAUAAAAGUGACAUCAACCC
Engraulis encrasicolus (European anchovy) is the source of this 676-nucleotide messenger RNA. RefSeq names its product hemoglobin beta embryonic-2 (gene hbbe2). Gene Ontology annotation, cellular component: haptoglobin-hemoglobin complex; blood microparticle; hemoglobin complex. Bases 149 to 592 code for a protein of 147 amino acids. Gene Ontology annotation, molecular function: oxygen binding; oxygen carrier activity; haptoglobin binding. NCBI's taxonomy places the organism in Eukaryota, Metazoa, Chordata, Actinopteri, Clupeiformes, Engraulidae. Gene Ontology annotation, biological process: oxygen transport; hydrogen peroxide catabolic process. The record is from RefSeq and is a predicted model, not a curated record. The transcript has 3 exons.